AAAGUUGUGAUGCAGUAGAAGAAAAUUGCUAUAUAGCUAUAUUUUGCAUCACAUUGAUCACUGGUUGUUGUUACACUUGCAUCAUCUAUGAUAACAAUUUUGCGCCAGUGACCACGUGUUUGUGUAAGGGAGAGGGAUGGUGUGUGAAUGGAGGUGAUCGUUUUUUAUGGGGAUCGUUUCCGUAAAUUCGUAAUGGGGAACGAUGGCUUAAUUUCAUCUGUACUUAAUUUUGCUACUAGUAGACAGUUUUUAUGUGGCAUUGCCUUUGGACUUUUUGUUGCAUAUAAAUUUCGACGCUACUUUACGAAGCCAGACAGACACGUAGAAGUGGAAAGUGAAAAACUGUACAGUGAUUAUGGUGGUGAUGUCAAAAUGGUUAUUGUGGUACGCAGUGACUUAAAGAUGGGCAAAGGGAAGAUUGCAGCACAGUGUGCCCAUGCAGCAGUGAAAGCUUUCAGAAUUGCCGAGGAGCUGUGCCCAUCAUUACUGCUAGCGUGGCUGGAGAAUGGUGAACCUAAAGUUGUUGUACGGACUGAAAGUGAAAACGAUCUCUUGGCAUUGAGGAAAGCUGCACAGGCAGUGGGACUUAUUGCUGCUCUCAUACAGGAUGCCGGAAGGACGCAGAUCGCUCCAGGUUCGCGCACUGUGUUGGGCGUUGGGCCCGGACCAAGCGAACUCAUUGACCAAGUGACAGGGCAUUUGAAGCUUUGUUGAUGGCUCCUUACGGAACUUAUAACUGUGCAGUUUUUGCAUUGUUGCACUUCUGAUGACAAGGACUGCUUAAAGCAUCAGCGUUGCCUCUGUGCUAUUGUACUCAAAAUACAUUAUUAUUUAUAACAUUAAACCUUCAUUAUAUUGAAAAAUUGUUAAUGAUGUUGGAGGCAGGUAUUUUCUAAUAGACUGUAAUACACACACAUGAUCUUCACACUGUACCAGUGAUAAAAUGGAGUGCCUUCAUCUUAGCUUUCUUAACACCAAAUAUAAAAAAUAAUUUA
Molecule: messenger RNA, 995 nt
Organism: Schistocerca cancellata (South American locust)
Lineage: Eukaryota; Metazoa; Arthropoda; Insecta; Orthoptera; Acrididae
Product: peptidyl-tRNA hydrolase 2, mitochondrial-like
Exons: 3
Coding region: 148-714 (188 amino acids)
Cellular component (GO): cytosol; mitochondrion
Molecular function (GO): peptidyl-tRNA hydrolase activity
Source: RefSeq, a predicted model, not a curated record